UGGAUUGUCUCCCCCUCCCCCCCCCCUGAUCAGUCCGGACAAGCCGAAAGGAGCGUUCCAGGGCGAAGCAAGACCAAGCCUGCGGGGAAUGGAUGACUGCUAUGGCGUGGGGACAUUGUGGACCGCCUCGGACCUUCCCUCCACCCUUCCAUCUACGAUGCACUUCUCCAUUCGGUCGACGAACGGGUGGAAACGAGGGGGGGCAGAGGGCGCCAUGACGGCCGUCGUCCUCGCCCCCAAUGAGUCCGCCCGAUAUCAGGGAGAAUGACCGAGAGAGAGAGAGAGAAAAGGAACCAUCAGAUAAAGCACAGUGGAGACUCUUCCACGAUGAUUAGGGAGAGAGCGGGAGCGGAGGGGAAGAGAUCACGGGAAGGAAGUCCCACGUUGCAAUCAAAAAACACUCAGCAUCUACCAUCAGUGAAGGCAAAAAAGAAAAAGAGGCCGUGGUUCCUUCCCACCCGUCAUCAUCCCUCCAUAUCCAUCAUUAUUUCCUCCUUUUCUAGGUUGUUUUCCUUCUUUGUCGCCCUCCCCCCGAUAGAUCUGCCCUUCCCCCGUGACGUUUCCCAACAGGAUUUCCCCCGCGCCGGUCGAGAUGCCCGAGGGGGAAACGCUCCCCGUGUGAGAUUUCCCAUUCUCUAUUUCUCCGCUCCGCUCUUCAUCCCCGUCCGCCGCGGAAAACCUCGCGGCUCGCCUCCACCCCCCUUGGCCCGGCCUCGCUUCAACCUCGUCCGCUCAUGGGGAGGAGAGGAGAGGAGAGGUGGGGCCGAAAACGAGAAAUGCGUUCCUCGGGAGGGAAGGGGUUCGAGGGGGGGCGGGGGCUACUUUCUGUCCGUCGGGGAAACAAGUUGAGCGGGCUGGGAAAUUCUCGGUGGGAGAGGGGCGGAGGGCAAUGGAGAAGAGGACGGAAGAGAAAAAAAAACUCAUGGAUUUCUUCGAAGGAGGGGGGAGGGAGAGGACCUCCCCCGGGUUCUUCUCUCUCUCGAUGGAGAGGGGAGGGGUGUGAAUGAAGAGAUAUUUGUGAAAUAGACCACCCGGGAGUGGGAGGAAUGCCAGCCCUGCUGCU
Molecule: messenger RNA, 1063 nt
Organism: Dissoconium aciculare CBS 342.82
Lineage: Eukaryota; Fungi; Ascomycota; Dothideomycetes; Mycosphaerellales; Dissoconiaceae
Exons: 1
Coding region: 265-849 (194 amino acids)
Source: RefSeq, a predicted model, not a curated record